Darwinula stevensoni is the source of this 591-nucleotide messenger RNA. NCBI's taxonomy places the organism in Eukaryota, Metazoa, Arthropoda, Ostracoda, Podocopida, Darwinulidae. The record is from the annotation of a GenBank genome assembly.
AUGUGCAGGUUAGAAGAGGAGCAAACAGCAACAUACAUAGUUGACACGGAUGCCCUGAGAUGCCUCAAGAAGUGCAGUCAGCUCGUGACGGUUCUUCACCUCCUCACCAUGAGCGGUCUUCCAGUUGUUCCCAAGCCACUUGUUCAACCAAGGCCUCCUUUGGAGUUCCUUUCCUCUGAGCCCCAUAGAUCUCCACCAACUUCCUCCUUUCUCCAUCUCCUUCACCGUGGAUGGGCCGUUGCAUCAUCAACCCUCUGCUCCCUCUAUCAGGAGAAUGGAUUAGAGACUUCCAUGUGCAGGAUAUAUGUAGACAGACGACGAUGCCUGCGGUUCGAGGCAGUACCUGAAGAGGAGACCAUGGCAAGUGAGGACGUAAAGGGUCUCCGAGGCUUUUUUGCUCGUGAACGGCUGGACCAGCUGCGGUCGACCGCUGGUGAACUUGGCUGCAAUCCUCACGCAGUUCGUCUCCUCUUCACGAUCGAGAACCAAAAAGCCAUGAAUAGAAUGUCUCGGGCGAAGCAAGGGAAAGAGGUGGAUCUCACAAGAGAACCUGUAGAAGGGGGAACGGCGAAUCCGCCGUGUCGCAAUUGA